UGGCGUGUGCUGUGUACGUGGUUGCAGGCACGCCUACUCCUACACGGGGAAAUUGGAUUAACACCAGUCGUCAUAUGUCAAAUCUUUUGGAUUUAUUUUAAAGAAGAAAAGUGGAUGAAAGUCAUUAGUUCACCGCGUAGUUACUGGGGUUACAUUUUCGCUUGCUCGUUAUGUAAUUCGCCUUCCUCUCCCUCUUUUGUUAUCAACGGGACAGUGUGACGUCAGCACCCAGCUGCAGGGAGGGGGGUCUGAGCGGCUCGCGGCUACUGCUUCCAGACAAGCUAACGGACGGGAAACAAACGGCAGCGGCGCUUUAGCUUAGCUAGCCGCUCGCUGAAAACCGGAGCAGAGGGCCACCGGAGUCAGUUGUACUAUCACACGUCUGGAUGUGUGAUAAAGCAGUACGCGUUUUGCGCUGACUUGAGCCUUUUAUGCAACCCGCCCUGGUCACCAAGCACCACCAUGUCCGACGCUGCUAACACUACUUCAACAGACAACAACGGAGACUCUGGGCUAAACGGGUCCUGGGUGGAGUUAGAAAUGAACAGAGGUGCAGCCGGAGCAGCCCACUCUUCCUCCACAGAUGGCGCGGCCCAAGGCCUGCUGCCCCUCCCUCAGGUGGAGGAAGAGGAGGCCAUGGUGGGGGGGCUGGAGCACGUCCCAUCCUCAUCUUCCAUCCACAACGGAGACAUGGAGAAGAUCUUGCUGGACGCCCAGCAUGAGUCGAGUCGCAGCAACUCUUCCUGUGACAGCCCUCCACGGCCCCACAGUCCCCAGGAUGAUGGACAGAUCAUCUUUGACGUGGACUUGACCAGCAGAAGAGAUAGCCAAUCAGAAGAGGAUGCAUUGGAAAAGGAGAGGGACAUGGACAUCCUGAUGAAGGACGCAGAUUGGGUUGCGGACUGGUCCAGUCGACCGGAAAACAUUCCUCCCAAGGAGUUUCAUUUCCGUCACCCUCGGCGCUCAGUAACACUCAGCAUGAGGAAGACUGGAGCAAUGAAGAAAGGAGGCAUCUUCUCUGCUGAGUUCCUCAAAGUCUUCAUCCCUUCGCUGCUACUAUCACACAUUCUCGCCCUGGGGCUGGGAGUCUACAUUGGAAAGAGGUUGACCACGCCCCCUGCCAGCUCUUUUUGAACCUGAAACUGAAGAAAAGUGCCUGAGAAGUGGCCAGGAGUCGUCUAAGAAAGUUUUGCUCUUGCGAGAAGAACGCCCAUCUCUCCUCCCUCUGCCCCGCCUGCCCCCCUCUCCCCCCUCCUGAGAUAUGACUUGUUCUCAGGAGAAAUGCAUCCGCCGUCUCCCCUCCUUACACCCCCCCUCUACCCCGUGCCCUUUUCUUCUUGAUCGCUGUAUUCUGACUGUCUGUAGAAAUCCCCCCUCCUCUCCCUUAAAUCCUUCACUUAUUUGUAAAAGCUUUUCAAAGAACGAAUAAGGUCAUGUUUCCCUUUUCCGUAGAGAUUGGGUUUUUAACGGGUGGGUUUUCAGGCAAAACGUCACAGCAUCAAACCAAACUCUUCUCUUCUACACAUGCUGUUCCCUUUGAUCGUGUGAUAAUAAGGGGGGACUGCCCAGUUUUAGAACUGACCACAGAUUGUGCCACCUUCUUGAGUAGCCCAACAAUCAAUCUCCAAAAGGGUUCGACUGAAUUCAGAGUUGGCUACAGAAACUGAAAAUGUCAUCAUGCCUUUUCCAAUUUUUUCAAUUCUCUGUAGCUUAUAUUGUUUUUUAUUUAUUUUCAGACAGUGGUGGUUUAUUGAGAAGUUGUAAUGAUGGAAGAAGUUACCAUAGUGGCCAUCCCAAACCACAAGCACUCAUGAGUUCUCCUGGGGGGGGGGGGGGGUCUGCCAGAUGAGAGAGAUUUCUGUGACAUUUUGAAAACUAUGACGUAAAAUCUAUCAGAAACUGGAAACCAGGGUUAGGUGUGUUGUGCAGGCAGGCAGUGUGUCCCUCCCAGUAAGUACGCUAUCAGUAUUUUGUGGUUGGGUUUAGGGUAACCGCGGGGUCUGAGAAGGUUCAGUCAUUUGUCCAAUAUUCAGUGUCCAUGUUUUUUUUUUUUCCAGUGAGUCUCCUGGUGUGACUGAAACAUAUCAUAGAGACACAACAGUCCAGAUAGUCCAGUCAGUCCAGUCAACCAGAUAUGGCUGGUGCUCAGAUGAUUGUGACCUUUUUUUAUCAUUUUAAAGGAGAGCAAAAAGGUAGAAAAAAGAAAAUGGGAGUUGGAUUUUUGAAAACUUCAUUUAUUUUAAUGAUAAUUGACAUAUUUUAGUCAUAAACAAUGAAUGCUUAAAAUGAAAUAUGAAAUACUUAAAUUUUACUUCGUGGAUAUAAGGUGGAUUUGGAGAUGUUAAAGUAAAAUUCCCAGUGGUAGCCAGCCUUUUAUUUUAACACUCCCAACAAAAUGUCCACAAAACAACCAGGAUUUCUUCAUCCAGCUGCAGGUGAAGGGGACUGAUGCCUGGUUGGGUCUGAGCGUACACGGGAGUGUUAUUCUCACUCUGCAUAUGUGCAGCACCAUGUAAAUGACUGACAGGAGGUGUGUGUGUUUUUGACUUAAAUAGACUGCUGUAUGAGUCAAGGUAUGUUCAGUAAGGUCUGCAGCAUGAUGGAAAAGCUCAUUUUCUGAUUUUAACUUCAGUGCGGUAUCUCUGAGGUUGGACUGAUCACUCACGGCAUAAAUGGCUGGACUUGAGUCGAAUAAUAUUUGGGGAAGAUGUUUGCAUUUUAUCAAAUGGCUGAUCCCUGUAAAUAUAAUCAUGUCUGUACAGCUUUUGGCAUAAAGAGUUCCAGCUUUAAGGGUGAUUAUAAUACCACCUUAGCUAUGAACUUUGGAGAGAGCCUUUGAAAGGAAAGGAUGCUUAGAUAAUAGGUGGGUAAAAAUGUUAAAUUAUUUAGUUAGAAAAUGAAUUCAAAGAAGUAACAUCUGAUCAGUUUUGACCCAAAUGACCAGACUUGGGGAAAAAUAAUAUGUAAUAGGUAAAGUUGCUCAUAUGUCAGAUGUGUUAUUCCAGUAAGUUAUUUUUUAUUUCAGCAUGACAUAAAUGGUUGUUUUUGGAGCAAAUUGCCUUCAGUCAGAAAUAAAUCCAGCGUUUCCAGUUGUAAAGUUUGGCAUAAUGCUACCUUAACAUUGAACUUGUGAUUAGUUUCAAAGAAAAGUUUUAUAAGGCAAUAUGCUUUUACAAAAGUGGACUGUGUUUAGUCAUAGCAGCAUUGUAAUAAAAAAGAAAUAUUUUGUAAAAAUUAUAAAAAUCACAAGCAUCCAACCUAAAAAUCCAUUACUGUUGACAGUUGGGCUUGAGUUUAAGGGAGUUCUUCAAAUACUGUUUGACCUCAUAUAUUCACUCGAGCCUUAUUUUGAAAGGCUCAUGAACAAGUGUUAACUAGGAUAGUGUCUCCGCUCCAGCCGCAGAGGUACUGCUCUGUUGUUUUGUGCCACUCACACAUCUCUGCCUGCGUCUGUAUACAUGCAGCGCUUGACAGCGAUACUUUGAAUUGUUCUCUCAUGUUUGGUUUCUUCUAAGAUGUCAUGUCUUGUCGUGUUUUGUUUUGUUUUUUUCCUGACGGUGCAGAAAGAUUGUGAACGCACAGAGCGGGAGUCCAGUUUGACACUGAUGGCAUUUAAUAGUGUUAAAAACAAACCCCCAUUUCAUUGAUGGCAGGGCCUAAUAUAAACUGGUGUGGAAAGAUAUUUCCCUCAGACCGAAACUGUCCAACAGUAGUUAUUGUAAUGAUGCAUUUGCUUUGAUUUUUCUUUUUCCCACUACAUUGGAGAAAUUGAUAAACAUUUUGUCAUUAAAGAUUACCUGAAUGAAACUA
Messenger RNA from Cheilinus undulatus (humphead wrasse), 3810 nucleotides. It is a transcript of the gene bnip3lb, whose product is annotated as BCL2 interacting protein 3 like b. The record is from RefSeq and is a predicted model, not a curated record. Gene Ontology annotation, cellular component: mitochondrial outer membrane; mitochondrial envelope; nucleus. Gene Ontology annotation, biological process: defense response to virus; positive regulation of apoptotic process; mitochondrial outer membrane permeabilization. The coding region runs from base 463 to 1134 and encodes 223 amino acids. The transcript is spliced from 6 exons. NCBI's taxonomy places the organism in Eukaryota, Metazoa, Chordata, Actinopteri, Labriformes, Labridae.